Molecule: messenger RNA, 7160 nt
Organism: Siniperca chuatsi (mandarin fish)
Lineage: Eukaryota; Metazoa; Chordata; Actinopteri; Centrarchiformes; Sinipercidae
Gene: vgll4b
Product: vestigial-like family member 4b
Exons: 4
Coding region: 2074-2790 (238 amino acids)
Biological process (GO): negative regulation of DNA-templated transcription
Molecular function (GO): transcription coactivator binding
Source: RefSeq, a predicted model, not a curated record
UAUAUAUAUAUAUAUAUAUAUAUAUAUAUAUAUAUAUAUAUAUAUAUAUAUAUAAAAAUCUCAAUUUUGUGGGUUUCUCUAGACCUCGCAGAGCUUGGGCAUGGUUGUAACCUGUGGUUCAGCCUUCAUCCUCCUCUGCUUUUUUUCUUUUUUGUCGUCUUCUCCCCUCUACGCCCUGAUUCUUCCCAGAUGUUUCCUGUGUGUAUCUCUCUCUCUCUUCUCGCUCUUUAUUUAUUUCUUAAAGGAGUAGGAUAUGAACGUCUGCCCAACCAAAGAUUUGUAGUGAGGUUUUUCUUUGGAGCACAAUUGUGAGAAAAAGUAUAGAACUUUUAUAGCUUCUGUAUCUUUGCCUCAAAGUAAAAUAUAGCUAACUCACCAAAUUGACAGUCUACUCUAGAGCUAAACCUGGCACACUUUUGAAAACUAAACCAUAUUUUUAAAGUCCCUGGUUCCUAUGUUUAUAUUUGUUUUAUUUAGUUUUCCUUUGUGGCAAUUAGGCAAGUUAGCUCAUACAAAGCUGCUUGUUAACCCAGUAAGAACAAAUUACAAGUUUCCAGAUUUUACAGGAAUACAGGCCUACAACAUUUUUUUUUCUCUAGAAGUCAUUCAAACACAUGGUCACAGCCGUGAUCUUUAACUUGAGGCUAACUUGAAGACAGGGUGUCAUGUGAAUGGUUACUUAAAAGGCUGUACUUAAUGACAGAUCUCAGUGGUGUAAUAUUGUAUUAAGAUAUAUGACUAUAGCAUUUAUGUAUUGAGGGUUGGACUCUCUGGGUUUUAAAUGAAGGGAUCUUUAAGUGGGUACCCACCACAGUGACUACCACUAAUGUCAGGCUGCACAUAACCCAAACUCUAGUAAAAUAGAAUCAAAUAGAUAUCUGCUCUCUAUUUCAUUGUGUCAAACUGUCCAAUCUGAUGUUAGUCACACGGUUCUCAUUUUCAAAACGAGUCAACAGAAAAACAAAAAACAAAAUGUCAGCCUGAGAUAAAGUGUCAUCCCUCUCCACUCUUUGUACCUACAAUUGCAUAUAACAUGUGCUCCACAAUGUAUCAACAUAUAAAAUACUCUCAACUAUAUUUUUUUAGUGUUACAAAAUGAAAAGUUUUCUGAUGAUAUAUGUCUUAAAUCAAUUUAGAAUGGGGCGGGUGAAACAAAAGGAAAUUAUUGAGUGGCUAAUAUAUAGGGAGUAGUGAGGGAGUGAUUUCACACAAAUAACAUUUAAAUGAGAGAGUCAUUUACACUCAACACUAGCUUCCUAGUGAGCUGCAAACAGGUAAACAUGGCACAAUCAUCUAGAUCAUUUGGAAGUAGAAAGACUCACCAAUCUCUUGAACUUUUGAACAUAAAAAAGACAGUUGAAACAGUUUUACUUUAAAUAUCACAAUGCUACAGAAUGGUGCUUUUCUCUUUGGCUAAGCGUUAAUGGGAGCAAGAUGCAUUCACUCCCCGCUAUGUAUUGCUUUUGCUGUCAGAAGAGUUCAAUCUAAUCGAUUUGACUCGCUAAUAUUCAGCCAAUUGGAUAGCGAGGAUGGGACUGACCUCUGCCUGAGGAAGGCAAAAGUUUCAUUCAGUCACCUCAGCAGGCAGUUUCUUGCUCUAAAUGAGAAGCCUGUAGGGAAAAUGCUGAUAAUGACAGCUCACUUGGUUGUUGUAUAAUUGAAUCCUUUCUCUCACAUCUAUGCAUAUAUUUUUAGAUCUGAGCUUCUCUCUCCCUUUCUCUCUCUGCCCCUACUCAGUGCAAGCCUUUGCACUACUGUGUGGUGUUUACUCCAUAUUGAUGCUUGCUCCAAGAGUGAUUAGUAACCCAGUGAACAUUUAUUGUGAAAUAAGAUUAAGCUACGUCCCCAACCUCAUCCCGUCCUUUUUUCCCACAAUCCACUCCUUGCCUCUUCUUUUAUUCAGUUUGUCUCCCGAUAACCCUUGUAGUCUCAGAGUUCUUUACUUUUCAAAGGCUUUCUCCCUCUCUCUCUCCCACUUUUAGCUCUCAUCCUCUCAUCUAGCCCCAGACCUGGCAACCCUGUCUCUUCAGCUCUAGCCCUUGUUACCACCCCCACCCCCAUGUCUCAUGUCUCAUGUGUAGCCCCGCCGUCCACCCUUUGCAUCCUCUCCCUCUCUACCCAGCUGGGAACCUAACGAUAAUUGAGAGGAAACCUAAUGGAGACUAUCGCAGCUCUCCUGUCUCCAAGGACCAGAGCCGGAGCCCCAUCGAACGUGUGGUGGUGCCCAGUGCUCUGGGAGUCCACAGCAACCACCUGUACAGCCAUGCCCACCACCACCAUCACCACCUGGCCAGCUUAGCCGGCAUGGACCAGCCACUGGCACUCACAAAAAACAACACGGUGGAGUCUGCACGUAGCAGCACAGCAGCUAUGGCCACAGUGCCGCACACAGUCAGCGCUGUGGAGCGCCAGCAGAAUCGUCCUUCGGUGAUCACAUGCGCCCCAGCCAACAACCGCAACUGCAACCUGUCUCACUGUCCAGUCUCCCACAACGGCUGCUCAAGCCUCACUAACAACUACAGGAGAAUCAACACCAAUACAGCCUGUGACCCGGUGAUCGAGGAGCAUUUCCGCCGCAGUCUCGGGAAGAACUACAAGGAACCUGAGCCCACUGCCACCAACUCGGUGUCCAUCACAGGCUCAGUGGACGACCACUUCGCCAAGGCACUGGGCGAGACCUGGCUGCAGAUUAAAAACAAGGGGAGUCCCUCGUCGUCCGGCAGCAGCCCAAACUCCUCCCCCGACAGUCACAUGGUCAAUCACAACCACUCCCCUUCUGUGGUCUCCUGAAGGAGGAGGGGUUUAAGAGGGAUUUGUCCCCGUUUCCCCAGCCCUCCCAAUCAUCCCGGCUCCAACACCCAUGCUCCCGUCACUUUGGUCACCAGCAUCCCAGAGGGAAUGCCUGCCUGCUGGUCUGCUAAAACAUCCAAAACCCUCAAGCCUGCUUUCUUUUUCUAUGCACUCAUAGAGGAUCAAUCAAGCAAUAACAACAUGGUCGUGCCCCCCCCAAUCCUCUGGUAUGGUGAUACCAGACAAUAAUCAGUAAUGAGUGAUGAGGGUUCAACUUUGGGACUUGACUGGAGCAUCAAGCUGCUCCUUCCAAUCAUUCAUCACCCCUGCAUGUCAAGCAUGGAGCUGAGCAAGUGUCUGUAGUUAUAUGUACAUAAAGAGAGAGAGGAAAGGCGGUGUUUUAAUUAUUAAUUUUCUUCUUUGUUUUUUUUUUGUUUGUUUCUUUUAACAGUAGUUUUGUGUACUGCUUUUGCAUUAUGAGAUGCCCGACAUUUGAAAGAAAAGAUAAGUGAGAAAAAAAUCACAAACCACCUGACUGUGCUACCAAAGAAACCUCAGACACUGAUGUUUAUCAAUGCCCACCUCGAAAACAAAACAACAAAAAGCCAUCUUGUAAUCUCCUCCCUCUAUUUUAUCUUUUGUUUCAUUCUCUCACCUUCCUUCUCUCUCCUGUGUAUGCGUUCUGGUGGUUUUGUUACUGUAUGUGUAUACUUAGGUGAUCGACUUGGUCUGAUUUGCACUACUGCUGUAGAGGGUAAAGGGUGGCAUGUCAAUAUUAUAAUCUGGCACUGCACACACUGGGACUGAUAAACCUGAUUUUGACGCAAUCUGGUAUAAUCAGUCUUUUGUUAGAUCCUCUAUUUGAUCUCCCAUUAACUUUAAUGUUUUAAAUCUACCUGGAUGUAAUUUCAUCCUGGCCCAGACAGAAAAGUCCAUACCAGUGGGGCUGAUGGGCAGUAUAAAAUGUUAGAGAUAUGCAAAGUAAUAUGGAUUUGGAUACCAUAUCUUCUAAUGUGAAAAGAAUAUGAUGUAUAUCUUCAGUUUUCAAAAUAGAUAGUAGGGAUAGUAAAUAUAUCAUACCGCCCAGCCCUGCAUACCAGCUCUACCUGUAGGCUGUGAGUACAUCCAGUUUGUUAAUUUAGCGGUGUUGAUUAGUAUUGGCUUAGAUAAAUAUAUUGCUGCCUCAACAAAAACAUACAAAACUACUUUACACGUUAAAUUGUGCCAAAUUGUUGCAUUUCAUUUUACAAGCAGUCAGGUUAUCAAGUCAACUAACUGUGGUGUUCAUGGACAUCACAGCCAUUAUGAGAGGAGAUUAGGACUGAAAACCCAGUUGUACAACCUGCAGUGUGUUGAAGGUUGUGCUCUGCUGAACAAUGUGCUUUGAUGUGUUUCACGGGCUUAACUGCUGACAGUGAUGAGGGGAUAGAUGCAGACGCUGCAUGUCACUUUGUGGUUGAACAAAAAAAAGUCUGGUUUCUCGACCUGGGGAGAGAUUAUUCAGAUCUCUUCAAACACGCCUUUGUUUUUGUAACUCUUUGAACACAGGUGUUGUAAUUAUAUUUGGCUUACACCCUGCAACCCCUCCCUCUCAUACUCACUGUGGUUUGGUAGAUUUCUACAAGGUUUGAAGGGUAAACUAAUGCUUUUACAGAUGCAUGUUUUUUUUUUUAAUAGCUGGUAUCUAUUAAUGUUUUUAAGCAUUUCAAUCUUAACUACUAUUAGCCUUUUCAUUUGGACGUUAGUUGUUACUUCUUUCAUUGUCAGUAACAGACAUAGACACUAUACACUCACUGCUGGGUCAGUUGUACUCCAUAUUAUUAUUGUUAUUGUUAUUAUUACAAUUUUGUAUUAUUGUUUUCCAUUAAUAUCAGUAUGGUAACAAACAUCUAUAGUGGGACAGCCUCCGGACAGGCUCUGUUUAACAAUGAGAGCUUCGUUUCUCAAAACCACCUCAGCGCGGUAAUCUAUCAGCUCGCUCCCGCAGCAGAGCAGUGACGGUUCUAGUGUUGACUUGGCUUUGGGAUGCGCAGCCAGUAAAGGUUUUCUUAAGAUGUUGAACCAUUAGUGGUACAGGAUGCUACAACCUUCAGUGUGACUGAGCUGAGACACCAAAUUGGCACAAAUUUGGCAGCAGGGCCUUGUUUUCCUGAAAAGCAUCUCAGCCUGAGAUGAAAUGGACUUCUAUUCUUAUGAGUCUGUUUGGCUGUCGUCUUAAAAUCAAGGUAUUGUUUAUGCUAAGAGCUAUUGAUGACGGCUCUCAAACGGCUUGUUGAUGUUUAAGGAAAACCAAGCAGCAUUGGAAAACGUAGCUGAAUUUAUCUGAAUUUAUGGUGUCAUGUCACAGUUCUUUCAGCCAUCAUCAGUUGACUUUUUGUGUCCUGACUUGGUGUCCAGACCUUUUUUUUUUGUACUUCAAUGCCUUCUUUUCUGAACAACAUUGUAUUGUUGCAGUUAAGCUAGACUGCUGCAGUCUGAGAAAAUGAAUUUGACUCCGUAAAAGAGCCUGCGCCAAGGUGGCAUACAUUCCUCCUAUAAGGAACUUUGUACAGGCCUCAUACAUAUUCAGUAUGUCCACAUCAACAGACAGAGCUAAUAACCAGCCAGGGCCAGCUGUCCCAGGGUUUCUUGUGCCCUUACCAGAAUUACUAGGUGUCCACUUUGGCUUUUUUUGUCUUUGCAUCAAGCAAGUUGGCUAUAAAUCCAUACCGUAUGAUAAAGGAACAAACAAGCAUUUGUGACAUAACAUUUUUUGAGGACAUUCAGAGCAUAGAAUUUAGAGAACGGGGGUUGUAACAGUGGGCAGUGGAAAAGUAGCAAAAGUACAGAAUAAUUUCAUGUCUCUGAGCUGAGGUUGAAAGGUGAAGAGGUUCAUAUUUGUUUAGGUCAUUUUUUAUCAAAUAUGAUGAGGACAUUUGUUACAGAGUUCUCUAAAUGGAACGCUUCCUCUGUGUCCUAGAAUGUCCACACAUUCCAUCCUAAACUAUCAGAACAGAUGUGACAGUACAAGAACUGAUGGUAAAAGUUCUAGAAUCUUCAGAUACACACAAAAAAAGUACUCUACGUACGCUUGGGGGGGGGGGGGCUGAGCUUCAGGAGCUGAGCUUCUGUAAGCACGACCUGUGCGCCAGGAGACGUUCAGCUGCUACUCAAAGUCUUUUGAAGGUCUCACAAUGAUUGCCCCCCCAAUGCAGUUGACCCUGAUUAAGAUUAAGCGUUAGCCGAAAACACGAGGGAAAAGGGCUCAGUGUCCAGAGGAUUUUUGUUUUUCUAUUAUUAUUCUUUCUCAUUAUCAGUUCACUACCACCCUGUAGGUAGGAGGCUCUCUUUCUGCUUCGGCACACACUCCCUACACACUGUAGGAAAAUCACUUAAAUAAAAAAAUACUUUUUUAUAAUACGUAACUUUAAGACCAUCAUUACGCUGUGCGUAACGAAUGUACAGAGAAAAAAUCGUAGGUAUUUUUUGAGGAACAAUUAAUUUGUUAAUGAUAUGUAGCUAUUUAAUUGUUGGUUUUCCCUGUCCUUAUAUUGUAAUCAUUGCAUUUUCUUUUUUGUGAAAAAAGUUGAUCUUUUUUGUUUAUAGAGUUUGUCUUGUUAGAGUAAAGGUUCAAGUGCAGGAACACAGUAAACGUAUGAAACCACAAUAGGUCACUGGUGUGUCAGUGAGAAUCGCUACUUUCAUUGGUCCCCAAUGUUCUGCAAUCAUUUAACUUAACUGUUCGAUCAUGUGACUUCUGAACAAAAGUUUCACUUGUGAGUAAAUGGAGGUUAUCCUUUUAGAGGCUUCUUGAGCAAUUAGCAUGUUUUGCAUUGAUGGAAUAUAGUAAUUUUGCCUCUAGCCCAGUGAGUCUUUCCGGCCAUUUCCAUUAACUAUUGAACAUAAAAUAAAAAUCAACACGGGCUAGCGGGCAGGUCAAAUUUCCGCCUCUGCAUGUAAGCAAUAUAAAUUGUGGGUUUUGAAGGUGUUUUGAUGACAAUGGGAACUGAGCUACAAGUAAACCAUCAGUCCAUUUGAGAGAUGAGCUGAGAUGAUCUAAGUAGCUUUGGGGAUGUCACCCUUGUAUCUGAUGUCGCUGUUCCCAUCUGUGGAGGCCAUUUUUCAUCUGUAAUCAAGUACACAACAUGAAAAUUGUGCAGAUGAAUCAAAGAGGACUUGGUCUUUACUCUGACUGUACCACAUUUUCCAGGUCCUUUUUGAAGUGGAAGUAGCAUGUACUUAGUGGUAGUAAUACUCUGAACUGUAAAAGACAUUUGUAUCAAGAAAACAGUCAGUUUGUGGCUCUGUGUCUCCUACUAAAAAGGUUUUGGCAGGCCACCUUUUUUGUACGUAAAGUAGCCUUGAUGAACAAUAAAAUGCUUUUAAACCAC